This is a messenger RNA of Chlorocebus sabaeus (green monkey), 3698 nucleotides long. RefSeq names its product eukaryotic translation initiation factor 4E nuclear import factor 1 (gene EIF4ENIF1). Gene Ontology annotation, molecular function: mRNA binding. Gene Ontology annotation, cellular component: nucleus; cytoplasm. Lineage: Eukaryota; Metazoa; Chordata; Mammalia; Primates; Cercopithecidae. Gene Ontology annotation, biological process: negative regulation of translation. The record is from RefSeq and is a predicted model, not a curated record.
GGGGAGGGGGCCGAAGAGGAGGGGCGGAGGGCCGGGCUGCAGUUACGGCGGCUGAAGAGAGACAGCCCGAGCGGGUCGGGGUGGGGGCGCGAGAGCGAAGGCUGCGGGGAGCGGUGCUGGGACCAGCGCGGGCGGCUGGGAGGGGAGCGGCGGCCGAAGCAAAGGGCCGCCGAGCGGCGGAGGCACCGAGUGCAGAGCAUUGUAGACCAAGGAGCCAUGGAUAGGAGAAGUGUGGGUGAAACAGAAAAUGGAGAUGCUUUCCUUGACCUGAAGAAGCCACCUGCCUCCAAGUGCCCCCAUCGCUAUACAAAAGAAGAACUCUUGGAUAUAAAAGAACUCCCCCAUUCCAAACAGAGGCCUUCGUGCCUUUCUGAAAAAUAUGACAGUGAUGGUGUCUGGGACCCUGAGAAGUGGCAUGCCUCUCUCUACCCAGCUUCAGGGCGAAGCUCACCAGUGGAAAGUCUGAAGAAAGAGUUGGAUACAGACCGGCCUUCCCUGGUGCGCAGGAUAGUAGAUCCACGAGAGCGUGUGAAAGAAGAUGACUUAGAUGUUGUUCUCAGCCCUCAGAGACGGAGCUUUGGAGGGGGCUGCCACGUGACAGCUGCUGUUAGCUCCCGGCGCUCAGGAAGUCCAUUAGAGAAAGAUAAUGAUGGGCUUCGUCUGCUUGGUGGACGUAGGAUUGGCAGUGGGAGGAUAAUCUCUGCCCGGACCUUUGAGAAGGAUCACCGUCUUAGCGAUAAGGACCUGCGAGACUUGAGAGACAGAGACCGAGAGAGGGACUUCAAGGACAAACGUUUCAGGAGAGAGUUUGGAGAUAGUAAGCGUGUCUUUGGUGAGCGUAGAAGAAAUGAUUCUUAUACAGAAGAAGAACCAGAGUGGUUCUCUGCUGGACCCACAAGUCAGUCUGAAACCAUCGAACUGACUGGCUUCGAUGAUAAGAUACUAGAAGAAGAUCACAAAGGGAGAAAAAGAACAAGGCGACGGACAGCCUCUGUGAAGGAAGGUAUAGUAGAGUGCAAUGGAGGAGUGGCCGAAGAAGAUGAAGUGGAGGUCAUCCUUGCACAGGAGCCUGCAGCUGAUCAGGAAGUGCCAAGGGAUGCCAUCUUGCCUGAGCAGUCCCCAGGAGAAUUUGACUUUAAUGAGUUCUUUAACCUUGAUAAGGUGCCAUGCUUGGCUUCGAUGAUAGAAGAUGUUUUGGGAGAAGGGUCAGUCUCUGCCAGUCGGUUCAGUAGGUGGUUCUCUAACCCGAGCAGAUCAGGAAGCCGAUCCAGCAGUCUUGGGUCAACACCACAUGAAGAGCUAGAGAGACUUGCAGGUCUGGAGCAAGCCAUCCUCUCUCCUGGACAGAACUCGGGGAAUUACUUUGCUCCUAUACCAUUGGAAGACCAUACUGAAAAUAAAGUGGAUAUUUUAGAAAUGCUACAGAAAGCCAAAGUGGAUUUGAAACCUCUUCUUUCUAGCCUUUCUGCAAAUAAAGAAAAACUUAAAGAAAGCUCACAUUCAGGGGUUGUGCUUUCCGUGGAGGAGGUAGAAGCAGGUCUGAAGGGCUUGAAGGUGGACCAGCAAGUGAAGAAUUCAACCCCCUUCAUGGCAGAACACCUAGAAGAGACCUUGAGUGCUGUAACCAACAAUCGACAACUCAAGAAAGACGGAGACAUGACUGCGUUCAACAAGCUAGUGAGCACAAUGAAGGCAAGUGGGACUUUGCCUUCUCAGCCCAAAGUCAGCCGAAACCUUGAAAGCCAUUUGAUGUCCCCUGCUGAGAUUCCAGGCCAGCCUGUCCCUAAGAACAUCCUGCAGGAACUUCUGGGUCAACCAGUUCAGAGACCUGCUUCUUCCAAUCUUCUGAGUGGCCUUAUGGGGAGCUUGGAGCCUACAACAUCUUUACUGGGCCAAAGAGCACCCUCUCCUCCCUUGUCACAGGUGUUUCAAACUCGAGCAGCCUCAGCUGACUACCUUCGCCCAAGAAUACCAUCACCAAUUGGUUUCACACCAGGACCACAGCAGCUACUCGGAGAUCCAUUCCAAGGCAUGCGCAAACCCAUGAGCCCCAUCACGGCCCAGCAGAUGAGCCAGCUGGAGUUGCAACAGGCAGCUUUAGAAGGGCUGGCCUUGCCACAUGACCUUGCUGUACAGGCAGCAAACUUCUACCAGCCUGGUUUUGGCAAACCACAGGUGGACAGAACCAGAGAUGGAUUCAGAAACAGGCAACAGCGAGUGACCAAGUCACCAGCACCAGUGCAUCGAGGGAAUUCCUCUUCCCCUGCCCCUGCUGCCUCCAUCACAAGCAUGCUUUCUCCUUCCUUUACCCCUACCUCAGUGAUUCGUAAGAUGUACGAGAGCAAAGAGAAAAGCAAGGAGGAGCCAAUAUCUGGAAAAGCAGCUCUUGGUGACAGUAAAGAGGAUACUCAGAAGGCCAGUGAAGAGAACCUCCUGUCCUCCAGCUCUGUACCCAGUGCCGAUCGAGACUCUUCUCCCACUACAAAUCCAAAACUGUCAGCGUUACAGAGGUCUUCGUGUUCCACCCCACUGUCCCAGACCAGCCGUUACACCAAAGAAGAUUAUCGACCUAAAGCAACUGGGAGAAAAACACCCACCUUGGCAUCCCCAGUUCCUACAACACCUUUUCUCCGCCCUGUCCACCAAGUUCCCCUUGUCCCCCAUGUUCCUAUGGUUAGGCCUGCUCACCAGCUUCACCCAGGGUUGGUACAGAGGAUGCUGGCCCAGGGAGUACAUCCACAGCAUCUUCCAAGUUUGCUCCAAACUGGUGUGCUUCCUCCUGGGAUGGACUUGACUCAUUUACAGGGAAUAUCUGGCCCUAUCCUGGGUCAGCCCUUUUACCCUUUACCUGCUGCUAGUCACCCUCUCUUAAACCCUCGUCCUGGAACACCUCUGCAUCUGGCAAUGGUGCAACAGCAGCUACAGCGCUCAGUUCUGCAUCCUCCAGGCUCUGGUUCCCAGGCAGCAGCUGUCAGCGUUCAGACAACUCCUCAGAACAUGCCUAGCCGGUCGGGCCUGCCCCACAUGCACUCCCAGCUGGAGCAUCGCCCCAGCCAGAGGAGCAGCUCCCCUGUGGGCCUUGCCAAAUGGUUUGGCUCAGAUGUGCUACAGCAACCCCUGCCUUCGAUGCCUGCCAAAGUUAUCAGUGUAGAUGAAUUGGAAUACCGACAGUGAGCAGGGCAGGCAGACUCAACUAAGCCCGGACCUGUGGUGGCACCCUGGGCAGGACCCUGCUUCUUCAUCUCGGGUUGGUUUAUGGGCUUUUACUUCGGAGCACUCUGUGUGAAGCUGUUUGGUGGAACCCAUGCACCUGGUGUGGUCCGCAUUAUGAUGGAAGGAUCUUAACCAGUCGAGUGGAGUGUACAUUGUCUGAAUACAGGAUGCACAAUGUUGUCAAUCCUGAAAAUUGUCUUUCUUUUUUGUAAGAUAUGUGAAUGAAGUGUUGGUGUCCUCACCAAGAGGUGGCACCUAAGGGUUCUGAGGAAAUAAAUGUAUAGACCCUUAUGUACAGACCUGUGUAUAAACAACUUUUGUAUAUACAUAUAGGAUAGCUUUUUUGAACUUAUACAGCUGUACAUAAAAGUAGCUGAUAUUAGUUAGGCCUGUGUCAACAGUUUGGAUUUUUUUCACUUGUACAUUUGGGAUUUUCUUUUGGUUGAUUAAAAUUGCAUAUGCUAAGUGUGUGAAUGAAGUAACUG